Ceratitis capitata (Mediterranean fruit fly) is the source of this 1953-nucleotide messenger RNA. RefSeq lists its product as uncharacterized. NCBI's taxonomy places the organism in Eukaryota, Metazoa, Arthropoda, Insecta, Diptera, Tephritidae. The transcript has a single exon. The record is from RefSeq and is a predicted model, not a curated record. The coding region runs from base 1 to 1953 and encodes 650 amino acids.
AUGCUUACCAAAGCCAAUAUUUUAUUAAUCUGCAACCUUCAACUGCUCUUCGCUUAUCCAGCGAGCAAUUGGACCGUUCCAGGGGUUUCGAAUGUAAGCUUCAUUGUAGACAAAAUCAACGCUGAGCGCAGAAUUAAUGCCUUUGUUAUCAUCAACGCUUACGACACCAGCGAGAGUUGUUUGAGCGAUGAAGAUGUGAGAAGACUCAGUGCUAACACUACCGUUAAAUUAUUGCGACCCUCCAGUAAGUGCUCAAACUCCAGCGGCGACGAUAAUAGAGAAUUGCUUUUGAUACGCUGCAUACCGGAGAACUUCAAACCCGAGCUAUUCGAAGCAAUGAUCGGUUGCAGUGCAAGAAAGCGCGACAUACGGAUGCUCUUCAUUUGGAACAGCGAGUAUGCCACAGCAACAAUGCAAAGUCGUUUGAAGUUGGAUAAACAGCAGAAGUUGAUCUUCGAGUAUUGCGCAAAGAUGAAUUUGCUGAAUGUGAUUGGCAUUUACAGGGACUAUCUGAGCGAGGGACACUUCUACACCUUCAGCUAUUUUCCAGACUUUCACCUUGAACGAAAGCCGCUAAGCGAGGAUUGUUUUCCCGAUCGUAUCAGCGACCUCAAAGGCACCGCCAUACGCUGUAUACCCGACCAAAUCCAUCCGUGGAGUAUUGUUUGGGCCGAUCAUAAUGAGAACGUACAGAUCGGUGGUUUUCUCACCAAACUUUUGCAGCAAUUUGCAACACGCAAUAACGGCACACUCACCUUUCCAGUGACAGUGGUACCAAAUCGGUUUGUUGACAUACAAUCGUGGUUGCCGCUCUUUCAAAAUAAUACCAUCGAUAUGGUUUGCGGUAUUAUUGGUUCACUUGGUGAGAAUCCUUAUCUCGAUGAAUCCGCCACGAUUUUCCCAGUAGAUUGGAUCAUUAUGUUGCCCAUACCGCAACGUAUGGCGGACAGCGAGGUUUACCUGUAUAUGCUCAACUCAGCGCUGGGCUUGUUUCUACUCAUACUACUCUUCGUGUUCUCUUUUGUGCUCACUUUGGAAAGCCUACUGCUACAGCGUCAUACAAAGCGUGAAGGCUGCUUGCUCUUCAUCUCGUUUCUCACCAACACGGUGCUGCGUGGCGUUAUUGGUCAACCAACCAGUCUGCGUGUUCCUCAUUCUGUUCGGCACUUGAAACGUUUUCUAUACAUCACACUCUUCGUAAGUGGCAUUUUCAUGAGCACAUUUAUAUCUGCCAGCCUACAAUCGUAUCUUACGAGUAGUCUACGAUAUCCUCGUAUAAACAGUUUUGCCGAGCUUAGGCGCGCAGGAAUGAAGGUGAAAAUAAGUCGUUAUGAAUAUACAUUACUGCCCGCAUAUUUCGAGCCGAAAACUCUUAAAUGGUUGGAGCGAGUAUUUACAGUGGUACCCUCAUUUGAUGAACUACAAAAUCAGCGUAUAAAUUUGAAAAACCGCUUCGCAACAACAAUAAUCAGUCCUUUGUGGUCUGUUGUGUCGCGAUAUCAAUCGAACUUACCACAGCCAGCUUUCUAUACUAGCAAAAACAUUUACAUAAGCAAAGGUAUCCCCAUAGCCGUUCCAAUACAAAAACAUUCAAUCUAUAAGAAAACGCUGAAUAAGAUGAUCUAUAAUGCGCACAGCGUGGGCCUAACACAACUAUGGUCCAAUCAGGUCUACGAUGAUAUGUUGGCGGCGAAAAAGUUGAAUACAACCGUUAAUCUGGUGAGUAGAAGGAAAGAACAACUCGAGGUGAGGGACCUCUAUUGGUUGUGGUGGUUGUAUGGCGUUGGUGUGCUGUUGUCGACUUUGGUAUUUUUCGCUGAACUUUGGUAUCAUAAAAGAAGCACGAAGAAGGCUAACCGUGAGCAGAGUGAAGAGAAUGAGCGGGUUGAGCAGUAUGAACUGAAUAUGCAGACCUUCAGGAGAGUUGCUUUAAGGCGCCAAUUGCGGGAUUAG